This is a messenger RNA of Rhagoletis pomonella (apple maggot), 428 nucleotides long. It is a transcript of the gene Rpn11, whose product is annotated as 26S proteasome non-ATPase regulatory subunit 14. Gene Ontology annotation, biological process: protein deubiquitination; proteasome-mediated ubiquitin-dependent protein catabolic process. NCBI's taxonomy places the organism in Eukaryota, Metazoa, Arthropoda, Insecta, Diptera, Tephritidae. Gene Ontology annotation, cellular component: proteasome regulatory particle, lid subcomplex. Gene Ontology annotation, molecular function: metallopeptidase activity; protein binding; proteasome binding. The record is from RefSeq and is a predicted model, not a curated record.
AAAAAAUCAUGGAAAGAUGGUCUCACCUUGGCUGACUACAAUGAACAUUGUGCGAUCAAUGAGAGUACAGUACUGGAAAUGCUUGAGUUAGCUAAGAAUUACAACAAAUCGCUCGAAGAUGAAGAGAAAAUGACCCCAGAGCAACUAGCCAUCAAAAAUGUCGGUAAACAAGACCCCAAACGGCAUCUGGAGGAAAAAGUCGACAAGGUUAUGCAAAAUAACAUUGUGCAAUGCCUGGGCGCCAUGCUCGAUUCAAUUGUAUUUAAGUAAGCCGUUUUGUUCAUUUUGCAUUUGACUUGAAUUAUACACAAGAGCAUAAAACUAAAAGCUGAACUUAACAGUUCAACAAACUAAGCAUUACUGUAUUUUUUAAAAUAACAAAUCGUAAAUUAAAUAAAACAUGUAGAAAUGCUUUCAUAUUUGACCGA